UCUAAAGUGCGGCUGUUUUUCUCCUUUUUUUCCAAUCCAGCUGGCUGUAGCCAAGAGCUAGACGGAAGUGAACGUUUUUAAAUGGGAGGCGGUAAAUAUUUAUGGCAGAGCGGGUAGAAAACGGUUAAUGGAGUGCUUGGUAACUGAAUUUUACUGAUAGUGGGGCAAUUUAAAACGGAGGCGUGUCGAGAAGUUAAAGAGACGGGUGUGGAUAUACUGACUGCAAGUUAAGAAACAUGGGAACUAAGUCGGAUCAGCUCCUGAUCGUUGUCUCCAUUCUAGAAGGUCGACACUUUCCCAAGCGUUCACGCCACCUUCUUGUUGUGGAGGCCAAGUUUGAUGGAGAACAGUUAGCUACUGACCCCGUGGACCAUAAGGACCAGCCACAGUUCUCCACAGAGCUUGCCUGGGAACUUGAUAGAAAGGCACUCCACCAGCACAGAUUACAGCGUACACCUAUUAAACUGCAAUGUUUUGCUGUUGAUUCAUUAACAUCUGCAAAGGAGUCUGUUGGGUACAUCAUCCUAGACCUGAGAUCUGUGCAAGAAAUGAAGCAGGCACCUAAAUGGUAUCCAUUGCUGAGCAGCAAAUAUACCAAACAGAAGCCAGCAAUUCUUGUCAGCUUGGUCCUUGAAACUGAUUCCAAACACUCAGAUGGAUUUAAAGCAAAAGAAGCACCACCAAGGCAAGCUACUCCACCAUUGUCAAAUCUGGAUCCUAGUAAACUGAUUGCAAUGCUGAAUGAAGAGGAAGGUUAUCACCAAAUUGGACCUCGAGAUUACUGCUCUGAUUUUUUUGUUUUGUCUGUCACUGUGGCUUUUGCUACUCAGCUGGAGCAGCUGAUUCCCAGCACCAUGAAGCUUCCUGAAGACAGGCCCGAGUUCUUCUUCUAUUACAACUUGCUGGGAAACGACGUGACCAAUGAACCCUUCACUGACCUUAUCAACCCUAACUUUGAGCCAGAGCGAGCCUCAGUGAAGAUUCGCAGCAGCGCUGAAGUUCUCAGAGUGUUCUUCGCAGCACAGCCAAGCCUUCAGAUACACCUUUGCUGCGGAGACCAGUCCCUAGGUAGUACAGAGAUUUCGCUGGCAGGAAUUUUGAAGAAAAGCAGCGUUGACAUUGAGAAACAGCCUGCAGCAGUGGAAGGAGCUUUCGUUCUGAUCCCUCCAAACAGAGCCAAACAAAAGCUGCCAUCUGUUCCUCUUGAGUUACAGCCAACUGUUGGAGUGUCAGUCACGCUGAGAAAAGACGCAGACAAUUCACAGCCUGCAGGUCCUGCUGUGAGUGAAGAUGUAGCUCGGACUCCCGUGAAGAAGAGAGUUGUGUCUCCUACCCUCCCUAAGUCCCAGGCUCUGGAGCACAGGGCCCGCUCUGUUUCUCCUCCCAGGAGUCCCCCUGCCCCGAGCCAAAACCCCCCCAUAGUUGACCCUGCAACCGAAAGUGAGGUGGAGAGCUUGCAGGAAGACCUGAGACACGCAAAGAGGGACCAAUACGACUCUGAUGGAGGAUAUCGCGAGGAGCUCCCCAUUUCAAAUCACCCAAGGCGAGAAAAGUCAUCCAUCCCCCCCCAGCCUUCACUUCAGAUCCCUGGUUCAUCCAGUGCUGCAGAGGCUCUGCUCAAGGGUGAAGAAGCUCCAAACUCCAGCACCUCAGUCAAUACAUCGGCUCCAAAAGUUGCGAUCCCAGCAUCUGCUCAUCAUUUCUGUUUUUCAUUAGAUUUAAGAAGCAUCAAAGACAUGGAUGUUGGCUUCUCAGUAAAUUGUAUACUAAGAUACUCCUACCCUUUUUUUGGGAGUGCGGCCCCCAUUAUGACCAACCCUCCAACAGAAAUUCGAAAGAACAUGGAAGUUUUCCUGCCUCAGUCAUACUGUGCAUUUGAUUUUGCAGCCAUGCCUCAGCAGCUGCAGGACACAUUUUUCAGGCUGCCUCUAUUAGUGGAGGUUUGGCACAGAGAUAAAUCCUCCAAAGACCUGCUUCUGGGCAUAGCUAGAAUUCAGCUUGCACAUGUAUUAACAACUGAGAAAACAAGAUUCUUAGGCCAGUCGGGUGACCAGUGCUGGAGACAGACCUACACUGAGAGAGUGCCUGUUACUGCAGCCAAAGACCCCAAUGAGAAAGUUGCCGAGUUGUGUUACUUCAUGACUUUAGAGGACUUUGGUCUGGUGAGAUCUCAAGAGAUUUUGAUAUCUGAAUCUUCACAGAGCACCAGUACCAGCCAGCCCAGGCCAGGACCUCCUUGUCAGCCUCCACACAGUCAUCAGCUGGACACUGAGCCUGAACCAAGACAGACUUUGGAGUACAAGGCUGCCCUGGAAUUGGAAAUGUGGAAGGAACUGCAAGAAGACAUGUUUGAGAACCAGCUGAAACAGAAGGAGCUGGCCCAUAUGCAGGCCCUGGCAGAGGAGUGGAAGAAAAGAGACCGAGAGAGGGAGGCACUUGUAAAGAAAAAAGUAGCAGAGUACACUAUGUUGGAGGAACAGCUUCAGAAAACCCUGGCUGAUUUAGAAAAGAGAGAAAAACAGCUUGCCUUUUCCGAGACAGAGCUUCAUAGGCUGCAGCGGGAGAUGAAAGCUGAGCAUGACCGUAGCCUGAGGGAGCUACAGGACAGCAGCCGACGACUCCGAGAAGACUGUGCCCACCAAGUGGAACUGGAGAGAUUAAAGGUCAAACAGCUAGAAGAGGACAAACAGCGUCAACAACAACAGCUUCAGGAUGCAGAGCACAAAUACAGACUACUGGAAAAAGAAUUUCUCCUGUUCAGGGAGCAGCAAAACACCAAACCAGAAAUCCGACUUCAGUCAGAGCUCAAUCUGCUGAGUCUUGAAAAAGUGGAACUUGAAAGAAAGCUGGAAUCUGCCACAAAAUCUAAGCUUCACUACAAGCAACAGUGGGGACGAGCCUUAAAAGAACUUGCCAGACUCAAGCAGAGAGAACAGGAGAACGCCAUGGCUCGACUGAAGAAGCAGCAGCAGGAGCUUGAGCACAUGCGACUGCGGUACCUGGCAGCAGAGGAAAAGGAAGUUGUCAAAACGGAGAAACAGGAGCUGGAAGAGAUCAGAAACGAACUUAACAGGUUAAAACAGCAUGAAGACAAACGUCUGUCAAGGGAAACAGCAACCAGGACAACAGAUGGACAUCCUGUCCAGGGCUUGAGUGAAAGCAUGGACGAUUAUCUGAGCAGACUGAUAGAAGAGCGGGACACACUGCUAAGGACGGGGGUGUACACUCACGAGGAUCGCAUUAUCAGCGAGCUGGACAGGCAGAUUCGAGAAGCUUUGGCAAACAGGGGUAGCAACUGAUGCAGGAAGGGCCAUCUUAUCUCCAACCUUAUUCCAGUCUUCUGCUUCCCAUCAAUGCACCUAACGUGUCACGCGUUAACAAGUUAUUUGAAAAGUGUGUACAUAUUUAUACAUGUAUGUUUGAACGUGUACAUUUUGUAGCAUUUUAAGUGUAAUUUAUUAUUCUGUAUUAAUGAAAGUCCUCUUUUAGUAUUCCAUUUUUUGUAAAAAUAUUUGACCCCAUCACAUCGAUAUGAGCGUAAAGUAAAUAUUGGCUAACACAGCAGUGGUGAAAAUAUUUUCUCCAUGAAGAUGAUUAUAACAGCUGUAAAAAUAUAGCUACAUUGAAAAGUCCAACAUGGAGUUUCUUAAAGUAAAGGCUGCAUGUGAUUGGGCUUUGUACAAUGAUUUACAUUUAUUGCCCUGUUUAAGUUAUUUCUCAUCUAGUGUUCUCUGCAUUAGAUUUAAAUUGUAGUUCUGCUCUGCGAUCAAGUGGAUAUGUGGUCUCUGUGACCAGUAGAGGGAGCUCUAAUAUUAAGAAAGGCUGUUCUUGGGGGGGAAUAAGGUCAGAACUUUGUUUUUCACUUCAAUUUGUCUUUUCACUUAAGUCUGUUGUGUUUGUGGAAUACAACAUUCUUAAAACUAUUUUUAUUAAUUUAAAAGAGCAAAAUAAAUUCCAUUUGUACAGAAUAAAGUUUUGAUCAAGCAAAUUAAAAAUAUUUUAAAUACCUCUUUGUUUAAAUCAAAAAUGAUUGUGUAAGUUAAGAACAAACAAGAUCUGCUUGUGAAUAGCUGCGUUUGUAAUUACAGUAUUUCUCAGACUUCACUGAUAGUAUUGUCUUGGAAAUGGUGCUUUGGAAGUUAAUCUAGCAUAGGAAAUUUAGGUUUACUUAAUGGUUUUUCAGUAUUUAAGAAUUAAUGUGACAAACGUAUGAAAAGGAGUAUAGAAUUUAUCAGUAGUGUAGUUGGAAAAACUAUUUCUGCUAAAAGGUCAAUGUAUUUGUGCAAUCUAAAAGUAUUUAAGAUAUUCUAAAUUUAAAGCACUAAUAUUUUCACACAGCCACAGCAAAUUUAUAGAAACUUCUGAAAGUUGCCUUUCACUCUGUUUUAAAGGUGGCUUAACACCAAAGCAAAAUGCUAAGUACCAAAUCAUCAAGGGGAAAGUGGGAGAUUUGUCCAAAGGUCUUAAAAUAUUAUCGACUUCAACCACCUCGACCUCUAGUGUCAGGGAUAGUGAGAUAUCCUGGUUUUGACUGUGUUUUCCUUCAUCAAGAUAUUUAAGGUUAAAAUAAUGGUUUGAUCCAAGAAGUGUAAUACAAAUAUAUGAAAUGUGGUUUGGGACCUUAACCAAUUAGGCAUAAUCAAGAUACAACAUCUUUAAGACUACUGUUUGAAGCUGACCUCAUGAAUGUGGUGUCUGUGACAGAGCUCCAUGGCACAUAAAAAGAAGAGACAUAUUUGGCUGAUAACUAAGUGACUCCCAAGUCAAGCGGGACCACAUAAAGAAGCAAAUUGAGUCAGUCUCACCAGUGUUAUGAUUAGCCUGGAAAGGAGAAACUCAUGUUGGAAAAGAAUCCCAUCCUAUUUGUGAAAAAAUAGAAGUGGAUUUUUUUAUGUUGUGGGUCUUUCCUCUGGUCCUCGUUUCCUACUUAGAAACUAAGAAAAGCUUUUCAGGUUUACCAGACUAGUUUGACCAGAAACAAUUGCCUUCUGUCAAUAAGUUCAAAUUUAUUAACUUUGGUAAUUCACAUUACAAUAAAUCUUAAUUGGUAAUCAAA
Molecule: messenger RNA, 5056 nt
Organism: Lepisosteus oculatus (spotted gar)
Lineage: Eukaryota; Metazoa; Chordata; Actinopteri; Semionotiformes; Lepisosteidae
Gene: cep120
Product: centrosomal protein 120
Biological process (GO): interkinetic nuclear migration; positive regulation of centriole elongation; centrosome cycle
Cellular component (GO): centriole; centrosome
Source: RefSeq, a predicted model, not a curated record